Labrus mixtus (cuckoo wrasse) is the source of this 3457-nucleotide messenger RNA. RefSeq names its product tumor protein p63 (gene tp63). The record is from RefSeq and is a predicted model, not a curated record. Gene Ontology annotation, molecular function: RNA polymerase II cis-regulatory region sequence-specific DNA binding; DNA-binding transcription factor activity, RNA polymerase II-specific; protein binding. The transcript is spliced from 11 exons. Gene Ontology annotation, cellular component: nucleus. Lineage: Eukaryota; Metazoa; Chordata; Actinopteri; Labriformes; Labridae. Bases 173 to 1582 code for a protein of 469 amino acids. Gene Ontology annotation, biological process: protein tetramerization; regulation of transcription by RNA polymerase II; apoptotic process.
UCCACUCUGCACUGUACCCUCAGGCACUUUAAUCCAGGCCUUUAUUUAUUUAUAUUUAGAACUUAUUUUUUAUUUUCAUUGUUAAUUCUCGUGCACAGCUGUUGAUACGUGUGUCUUUAUGACAAGCUGAUUAUUUUGAAGAUCUCAGCAAAGUGAAGUUUGGCAUGACAACAUGAAUUCUCCCUACACAGCCGUGCAGUAUUACCCAGAGUUUGCCUUCCAUCGACUCAGGGACUCUUCGUCUCGUUUGUCCUGGAGAGAGAGCUCGUUUCUCGCAGCUAUGUCCCAGAAUCAGUCAGCACAGACAUCCGACUACUUCAGCCAAGAUGUAUUCAACCAACUGUUUGACAUGCUGGACCAGUCUGCCAUUCAUUCAGUCCAGCCCAUUGAACUCAACUUCACCGACAGUCCAACUGAUGGGUCCACAGGAAACACUAUUCAGAUCAGUAUGGACUGCAUAACCAUGCACGAGCCAGAUGAGAGCCUUUCUUCCCAGUAUACAAACCUGGGGCUCCUGAACAGCAUGGAUCAGAACAUUCAGAAUGGCGGCUCGACCUCCACCAGCCCCUACAACAACGACCACGCGCAGAACAACGUGACAGCCCCGUCACCCUACGCCCAGCCCAGCUCCACCUUUGAUGCCAUGUCUCCCUCACCGGCCAUCCCCUCUAACACAGAUUAUGCCGGGCCCCACACCUUUGAUGUGUCCUUCCAGCAGUCAAGUACAGCAAAGUCUGCCACCUGGACGUACUCUACAGACCUGAAAAAGUUGUACUGCCAAAUUGCCAAGACGUGUCCCAUCCAGAUCAAAGUCCUGACCACGCCACCUCAGGGUGCUGUUAUCAGAGCCAUGCCAGUUUACAAGAAAGCCGAACACGUGACCGAGGUGGUGAAGCGAUGCCCAAACCACGAGCUCAGCCGCGAGUUCAAUGAUGGUCAGAUCGCUCCUCCGAGCCACUUGAUCCGUGUGGAGGGAAAUAACCACGCCCAGUAUUUGGAGGACACCAUCACUGGAAGGCAGAGCGUAUUAGUUCCUUACGAACCUCCACAGGUCGGGACAGAAUUCACCACAAUUUUGUACAACUUUAUGUGCAACUCGAGCUGCGUGGGUGGUAUGAACAGACGGCCCAUACUCAUCAUCGUCACCCUGGAAACCAGAGAUGGUCAGGUAUUAGGCCGCCGCUGCUUUGAGGCUAGGAUCUGCGCCUGCCCGGGCCGAGACAGAAAGGCUGACGAGGACAGCAUCCGCAAGCAGCACGUAACGGACGCCACAAAGAGCAAUGACGGUACGAAGCGCCCCUUCCGCCAGGUCUCCCACGGCAUUCAGAUGUCCGCCAUCAAGAAGAGAAGAUCUACAGAUGAGGAGGUCUUUUGUUUGCCUAUUAAAGGCCGUGAAAUUUAUGAGAUUUUGGUAAAAAUCAAGGAGUCUUUGGAACUCAUGCAGUUUCUGCCGCAGCACACUAUAGAGUCAUACAGGCAGCAGCAGCAGAAUCUCCUUCAGAAACAUCUGAUAAAAACCCGCCUUGGUAGCCAGCUCAUGGAACCAGCAGGAGAGCAGAGGCGGCGCUGGAGCUCCUCCUGAAACUCUGCCUCACAUUCCUCCACCUCCUCCUCCUCCUCCUCCUCUUCGUACUGAGCUACACGGAACUCCUCUCUGUCUCCUUUUAUCCACUUUGAUUUUUCUGAUCUCCUCAUUUUCUGCUUUUUCUGGUAUUCUGGGGACUUGACACUGAAACUUUCUGUUUUUGAGAGCAUCAUGGAAAAGCAGUCAUGCAGGCUGUAGCCCUACAUGCUGGAUGAAUCCUUUGUCAGAUAACUUCAAGACUGAUUUGCAUGCUUUAUUCUGUCCAUAAUAAAAAAAGAUAUUUUGCAGGGUUGCCUAACUGUUGUUCAGGCUAUCCCUGUUUUGUUUUAUAUUCUUGUCAGUAAUCUGCUGCAUCGAGUGCGUUUGUUAAACGUUUGUGCUGUUCAGCCUCUUCUGACGGCUGAACGAAGGAACAAAGCCUGAAAGUGGACUGAUGAAGCUUAUUACAGUCAAUGUGCUUUUGCGUCGCAAUGAGAGCUGGACUCAUGAAAUCUAUAUUUUUGGGAUGUUUUGGUGGGAGAAGAAAAAACUGAAUGAUUAUUUAGAAAUGUUUUUUUGCUAAUGCUGGUCAUGUUUUAUAAAAUCACUGCAGGACAGUUUGUUUGAACUGCAGAUGUGCACAAAGCAGAUCUGUUUGAAACAGAUUUCUAUUUUUGUGGCUGUUGCAUUGUUUUGUUUCAGUACGUAAUAAAUGGCUUUCUUUGUUUGAAACAUGUCCUUUUCAUGAACUACUCAUCAUCAGAGAAUGUGUGGUCGGUUUUAGAGUCUGAUGAAGGAUAGACUGAUCAUUAUUUCGAAGGUUAAAAAUGAUCAAAAAUUACCAAUUUGGAUGCAGAUAUUUUCAAUACCUGAGAUGGAAUUACAUUUUUUAUUUUUUUAUUUUUUUACUUGACUUGUGCCAAAGGUUGUUUCUUGAACAAAUAACUUAGUUGAAGAACGUGCAACAAUAUUUGAUGUUUUCAAACAGUUCAAGUGCAGACCACUGUGAGACUGUGCAGACCAUGCUGAGCGUAUAGCCAGCUGUGGGCUCAGAGCACCCUCUGCUGGAGAAUCUGCAUAUUGACACCAAGUGUGAAUCAACACAAGCAUUGUUUUCUCCAGCCCAACCAAUAUAUUGUUUGUCUAAUAAUAUUUGCAAAUAUUAGCAUAUCAGAGAUAUUUAGAUAAUAAGUACUGAUAUAUACUGAUAAAAAAAAAACGUUUUCAAAGAAAAUCUAACGAAGAAGACAUUGCUUUGUUUGAUUUAGAAAUGUUGUCCGAUAGUUUGUUCAACAAAGCGCUCAGCUUCAUUAGUUUACUGAGCAUCACACUGCAGAGCAUCACAGCAGAGAAGAUGAUGGUUGGGAAGAGAAUUGUUUGACAAAUUGUGAUGUAAAAUAGAAUUAAAGGAACUUUUUUUCAGUAAGGAACCUUCUUGGUGCCCUUGUCAUAUGCAUCAUAUCAGUGCAAAGUAGUUGCACAGACCACAUAAGAUUGGUCUAUGUUCUUUUAAGUUAAAAAUGCAUUAUAGUUGCCUCCAUAUUUGUAAUCAGAGAAUUUUCCCUCUAAAUUUAGUAUCCCUUUGGUCUCCGAAAUCCCAAAUCUGUGGGGCUGUUCUGUUUUUCUGUAUUAUAUUUUCUGUAAAAAAUAAGUUUGCAUAUUUAUAAAAACAUGUACAGAUCAUUCUGUGGCCUUUAUCAGCAGCUUAAUAUCCCAACUGAUGUAUCAGUGGGGGUCUUCUUAGUAUCAGGUGAAACCCCUCAGUAUUUAAAAAUCAAUGUAGUGACUGUAACUCACUCAACUGCUAUUUUCAGUUUCUGUGUUAAAUCAGAAUACUUUUUGAUCUCUUCAGUUUAAGUUCACCCUGACCACGUCUUUAUCGUUCAUCCUCCU